GGGGAUAAGGGGAAGCUGCUGCUGCCCAGGCGCAUACGCUAAUUAAUAUUAAAAGCCGAAAUGGUCUGUGCUUGAAUGGAUUUUAGUAAGGGUGCAUAUGACUGCCGCACGAAUGUUACAGUGAUCAUCAUUCUCAUCAUCUUCAUCAUCAUCUCUCAGGUACAACUCGUAGCUGAGCAAGAUGUAUUAUAUUCAUCACGUUCAUAAUGCAACAGCAAGUGCGCAAUCGUUACUCUUGUCAAAUUUCUUGCCUAGCGGACCGUGUCUAUGUGUGGUGAAGCAUGCAUCUUUAUCAUUCUUGACUCUUGCGGAGGAAGAUGCAGAUUCUGCACUGAAAGAAGUUCUCUCAGUUCCGAUCAAUGGAAGAAUACUACGACUUGCAAGAAUCAAAGCAACAGAAAAAUCUUCCACAAUAGCAUCUGAUCGUAUAGCUGUAUUAACCGAUCAUCAUCAACCAAGGUUAUUCGUAUUGCACUAUAAUCAAACCAAUCAAGGCAUACGAUCGGUCGAUUUUGACGCCAAUGCUUCCUCUUCUUCGGCAUGGUCACCAAUAGAAACGAAGGAAUCAAUUCUGUUGGAAGAGCUCGGAAGACCGGCCGCAGAGAGUGGGCUAACUUUGGAAGUGGAAGAAGGUAUUGGUGCACUUUAUGCUUAUUGUCACACCCAUGCCGGGAAGCUAAAGGUUGCAAGACUCAAAAGUGAAAGUGCAGGAACGACGCAAGGCGAAACACCAUUCCUGUCCAAAUUACCAGAUCUUGCUCAUGCUUUCAGCUUGCGAUUGCCACACCCUCACCUCAUCUCAUCUACUUUUAUGGCAAGAAGAGGAGGAGAGCCGUCUCCAUCACAAAUUGCAUUGCUUUCCUUGUCAAGUACAGCAUCACGUCUACCUGGCCUGGGUAUGCAAUGUCUCCCUGUCCUCUCGUUUCAUGCGAUAGAUGAAGUAAAUCAAGAAUUACCGCCUGUAGUUUGGGGUCCGCCACGAAAGAUUCCUUCAAAGGAAGUCAGUGAGAAAUCUUUGGAGACAACAAACGAAGAUGGAGAACCCAGCACUGCCGCAAAAGGCAGGAGAAAGUCAUCUCAGAGUAAUGAUGUAGAGCCAUCGUCAGGCGCAGGCAGCAAACCUGCAAAAGCUGGUCGACAUGGACCUGCAGCGAAGGGUGCAUCACGUACAGCUGAAGAAGAGGCUGCUCAUGAAGAGCAAUUGGCAAAAACACCUUUGACAAGAGCGCAUGUUCCCUUGCCAUUCUCGGAUGCGUUGGGAGCUCAUCUUUUACUCGCACUCCCUGCUCGAGCUGGAGGUGGUGUGCUGGUAUUCAGCGAGACAAGCGUUAUGCUUGUACCGCCGCCACCGUCAAGUACUGACGCAAAAGAUAGCGGAGCUUUGCGCUCGCCCAAGAGCUCAUCUUCUUCCAAAGUCGCAGGUAAGAGAAGGAAAUCCAGUUCAGGUGAAAUUGUCACCUCUGCCCGCCGGCAAAGCGCAAGUAGUUCACAAACAACAACAGCAGAUUCCGCUUUGAGUGUGAGUCCUACAGCAACAAUGACCACAGCGCCAAGAUCAAACGAGAAUGGAAAGAGACGCAGAUCAACGGCAGGAUCGUCUUCUACCAUUAAUCCUACGACAGAUGGUACAACUCGCAGAAGAUCGAGCUCUGCUGCCUCAGUCUCCUCUCAGCGCAUCUUACGCAUGGGCUUACCAGUGCCAGUCAUUGUCGCUUCUGCUAUUGUGAUCAAAGAGCCCUUGGGUGAAGAAGAUGAUGGCGUUCGUAUUGAUUCUGAGACUGGCAAAGGAACAUUGAAUGUCAUCUUUGCAACGCAUUCAGGACGUUUAGAGCUUUUGACGAUCACUUUGCAGAAUAUGGCAAGCGAUCAAAGCGAUGUUGAACAAUUUGCACCUAUCUCGCUUUCCACGCAAAAGCUUGGCGAAGCAAGUGCUGCGGGUGGUCCUGAUGCAUUGGCUUACCUUGGUGAUAAUUUCUUGCAUAUUUCAAGUACCAGUGGAGAUUCUCUGUUGUUACGUAUCAAUGAUCAGAUUGGAGAGGAGACAGGCAAUCAAUUUUCUAUCGUCAAAAGAUGGUCAAACCUAGCGCCAAUUCUGGACUUUGUUGCAGAUGAUGGUGCUGGUGGAAGCCCUUCGGCAGCUGGAAGUGCACAAGCAAGAAUUAUUACAUGCAGCGGAUCUGGUCCCACAGGUAGUCUGAGAGUCAUUCGAGAUGGCGUUGCUUUGGAAGACUUGGCCAGCAUUGAGGAGGCAGGUAUACGACGCAUUUGGGAUAUAGAAGGCACUACAUCGAAAUCAACAGCCUUCCUCUUACUAGGACUGUCUCAAGGCGCUCGUGUGGUCUCUUUCGGUCAAGCUGGCAUUGAGGAUCAUACAUAUCAGUUUACACAAGCUGGCCUGGAUGCUAAUCAAAGUAUCCUUGAUGCUGCCAGCCUUGGAGCAGGUUUGUUUGCUGUUGUGAAUUCUUCUGGAGUUAAGGUACUUCAAUCGGAGCAAGCAAGUAUAAAAGCGCAAUGGCAACCUUCAGACGCCAAGCAGCUUUCAUUGGGCUCUGAGCCAAUCACUCGAGCUGCAGUCAAUUCUGCUGGACAAGUCCUUCUUGCUUUCCAAACAGGUGAUAUGAUUCUUCUGCAGAUUAGAGAGACUAGCAUUGAGCUUAUUGCUGCAACGAAACUACCAAGCGAGAUAUCUGCAAUCGACAUUAGUCCGUUGACGACCGAGAAAGGAUCUUCAGCAACUUUGGCAACUGUCGCCCUUUGGAGACCUGCAAUCGUGAAGAUAUUCACCAUUCCAGAUUUGCGUGACGCCACUCCUAGUGCUUUGAUGGCAUCGCAUCCAUCAUUGAUCAGAUCUGUCAAGCUGCAUACGUUCUCCAUUAACGGAGCAUCCACCUCCCUACCGCAUCUCAUGAUCGGUCUAGGAAAUGGUACAUUGACAACGCACAGCCUGUCAUUGCCCACAAAAGACAGUAUUUCUCAAACGAUUGGCGUUUUAGAGCGAAGAACUACAUCAUUAGGAACGCAACCGCUUCAUUUGCGAUCUUUCAUCACUGCACAAGGAUUACACGCCGUAUUCGCUGCUAGCGACAAAUCUACGGUUGUAUUCUCACAAGGCACAGGUCUGACGUAUAGUUCUGUUCGUCAUCAAGACGUAUCUGAUAUUUCUCAAUUUGACUUUUCUGUCAAUCCUGAGACAGGCGUGGAUCGAUUGAUGAUUUUUGCCACACCCGAACGUCUUCAAGUCGCAAAGAUGGGAGAAAUUUCGCAAGUUGAUAUUGAAACAAUUGAUUUGGGAUACGAUAAUCCUCUGGCGAUAUCUAUGUGUACGGAUCAAAAGGUUGUCGGGGUUGUCACAACGAGAUUCUUAUCGCAAGGUAGAGGCAGUGAGCCUAUUGAGGGUGGUAAAGUGAUUCUUCGUGAUGCAGAACAAUUCACAGCUUUGGACGAAUACGUUCUGGAAAUGGAAGAAAGGCCGAAUUGUAUCGACACGUUCGAGAGAGGAGGUGCAAACUAUUUCGUUGUUGGAACAGGCUACACGUUCCCUGACCGGACUGAGACCACUUCAGGACGAUUACUGCUUUUGCGUAUUUCUCCUCGCUCCAAGAAAUUGCAAUUGGUUACAUCUCGUAAUGUGGACGGCAAUGUGUUUGAUCUGAAAGCAAUAGGUGGUAAGCGCAUUAUCGCUUGUGUUAACGCAAAGGUAUUAUCGUUUGAAAUGGAGGAUGAUUAUACAGCAAUGGACGAAGAGAGCGACGGAGAGGAAGACAAGAAAUUCUCGAACCAAAACAUUUUACUAAUUCAAGUGGGCCAAUGGGCAUGUGCGUUCACUGCUACAUCUUUAAGUAUCUCAGAUUCCAAUAAAGUUGUUGUUGGUGAUGCUUUGAGAUCGAUUGUGAUCCUGCGAAUGGAUGAGCAAAGUGGAAAAUUGGUCGAACUUGCGCGUGAUUGUGAUCCUUAUUGGACGGUUUCGUGCAAUUGUAUCGAUGAAGAGGAAGAGGUGUACUGUGGUAGCGAUAUUGCAUUCAAUAUUUGGACUUGUCGCAGAUUAAAGUGGACGCAAAGUGCCAAAGAUCGAUUAGAACGAUCUCGUUUGCGCGAGACAGAAACUGGCUCCGGUCGAUCCGCUGCGGGAAGUGCGCAAAAUGGAGUGGAUUUGAUCGAUCAGACUUGGAGUCACAUUAUGCAAAGAGAUGGUGCAUUCCAUUAUGGUGAUCUGAUUAAUAAAAUGAAGAGAGGUUCACUGGUUUCGGAUAGCGGUAAUGUUGGUUCUGCAAAUUCAAAGACUGGCUCAAACAAAUCGCCCGUUGUGCAAUCACGAAUCAUUUUUGGAACGGCAGCAGGUGCGAUUGGAUUGUUGGCAAAAUUGGAUGAACGUGCAGGUAGAAUAUUGAGUCAAUUGGAAGUUAAAAUUGCUGAUUCAUUUAAGCCAAUCGGAGAAAUUGCAACAGAAAGUUAUCGAACUUUACGUACAGAUCAUCGAACGCAACCUUCUGCUGGCUUUAUCGAUGGAAUUGCAUUGUGUAAUGCUUUUGAUCCAUUGAACAAUGAGGCAAGAGUUGCACUCAUUCGUAGAGGUCGCUUACCCAUCGAUGCUGAUUUGGAUGAAGUCAAUAAUCUUGUAGAAUCACUUCAGAGACUAUCAUAAGCAGUAGCAGUAGCAGUAGGCUCGCUAGAAUUGAAUGAAUUGAUCCAAAGCUGGAGAACAACACUUGUGCAUUUUAACGCGUAAGCGCACAGAC
Meira miltonrushii is the source of this 4736-nucleotide messenger RNA. RefSeq lists its product as uncharacterized. Gene Ontology annotation, molecular function: protein binding; nucleic acid binding. NCBI's taxonomy places the organism in Eukaryota, Fungi, Basidiomycota, Exobasidiomycetes, Exobasidiales, Brachybasidiaceae. The transcript has a single exon. The record is from RefSeq and is a predicted model, not a curated record. The coding region runs from base 182 to 4642 and encodes 1486 amino acids. Gene Ontology annotation, biological process: proteasome-mediated ubiquitin-dependent protein catabolic process; DNA repair. Gene Ontology annotation, cellular component: nucleus; site of double-strand break.